UUACCUUGAAGAUGCAGGCCGCUCGGAGGUAUUUCAAGUCGUUUGCCAGCGGGUUUGUCGUGGCCGUGCCGGUAACAGUCACCUUUCUGGACUAUGUAGGAUACGUGGCCAGGGUGGAGGGAGCAUCUAUGCAGCCUUUCCUGAACCCAGAAGACAGAAGUUUCAAUGAUGUUGUGCUUCUAAAUCGAUGGAGUGUUCGAAACUUCAAGGUCAACAGAGGAGAUGUUGUGUCAUUAGCGUCACCCCGCGACCCCGAACAGCGGAUCAUCAAGCGAGUGAUAGCCCUGGAAGGAGACACAGUCAAAACGCGUACGUACAAGAACCGAUAUGUCCGAGUACCGUCUGGUCACUUUUGGGUGGAAGGAGACAACUUUGGCCACAGUCUGGACAGCAAUUUCUUUGGACCAGUGUCGGUAGGUCUGAUGCAUGCCCGAGCGUCACACAUCCUCUGGCCGCCACAGCGAUGGCAGCGGAUCAAACCAUUCCUCCCUGACGACAGGAGGCCGCUUGAUAAGGACACCAUCGCCCACCUGGAGGAACAAGGGGCUGUCUCCAUUCCUAACACAUAACAGCUGGUAGUGUUGUAGAAAAGAGGACAAUUUUUAUUACUGUACACAUUGUGACAAGUAACAAUUACUUUUCAUCAGGGAUUUACGCAAUGUAGUCCAUGGAACCAAAUUAGUAUAAUUUGAAAUCAUGAUAAAUGUACAUGUAUCAGAGAUAUGCAGUUUAAGUUUUAGGUAAAGGGACCUUUUGCAGUGCACUUUGGGCAGGUGGUCUCUCUACAUCUUGCCAAACUCAUAUUUAUGUCAGUUGGUGUAUGGAGCCUCAUUAUCACAUUCUGUGCAAAUCCUUUAUUGUCUGAAUAAGACUCUCACUCAGGUACAGCUAUCAAGUUCAACUGAAUCUACUAUGUAGUACAUGUAGAAAGCCAUACUGAAGCAGUACAUUAACAAUAGGCUACUGUUGCACACUGGCUCUGCAAGUUAAAGCAUCAUGGUAGAUUCUUUUACCUCUUAAAGUUAUGAGUUACAUUUAAGGGCAGUUCCAAAUGGUGGAAAACAGCUACACAAUUGUAUUUGCCUGUCAUUUACAUUUUUUUAAGCCUAGCUCCUUUGAAGAGUCAAGUUUUCUUGCAUAUAUCCUGCCUUCAGGUGCUCUUAUCUUAUUCAAAUUGCUCUGUUAAUUGUACCUUUGCUCCAAGCGCAAAUUAUCUUCAUACAAUUCUGACUUAUUGCAUUAAAACUUUCCCCAUUGGGGCCA
Branchiostoma belcheri (Belcher's lancelet) is the source of this 1263-nucleotide messenger RNA. Its product is annotated as mitochondrial inner membrane protease subunit 2-like. Gene Ontology annotation, cellular component: mitochondrial inner membrane peptidase complex; membrane. The record is from RefSeq and is a predicted model, not a curated record. Gene Ontology annotation, biological process: mitochondrial respiratory chain complex assembly. Bases 12 to 569 code for a protein of 185 amino acids. Gene Ontology annotation, molecular function: serine-type endopeptidase activity. Lineage: Eukaryota; Metazoa; Chordata; Leptocardii; Amphioxiformes; Branchiostomatidae. The transcript has 5 exons.